Molecule: messenger RNA, 1090 nt
Organism: Xenopus laevis (African clawed frog)
Lineage: Eukaryota; Metazoa; Chordata; Amphibia; Anura; Pipidae
Gene: fads6.L
Product: fatty acid desaturase 6-like
Exons: 4
Coding region: 291-794 (167 amino acids)
Source: RefSeq, a predicted model, not a curated record
ACAUAACCCACUACAUGAUUUCUGGCUAUAUUAAUAGCAUGUCUUGGUGUGCCAUUUAAAGGGUUUACCAGCAUUUCUAUACAAUCCUUAGGAAUGAUCAUUAUUUCAAUGACCAUCCAGCCCUUCAAUAAAAGUAUAACACAUGUGGGUGUCUAUUGUAGGUAUGCAGCUGGCUCCCAGUUCCUUGUGGUGAAGAGGGCCACGCCAAGCAACAUCAUGGCCACACCAAUGUCAUUGGCCUUGGGGACUCGAGUGUAUGGAAGGUUCCCUACUUGAGUUGUACUGUGUACAUGUUCUUGGCCCCGUUGACUCUGCCAGUCCUUACCUUGCUUGUAGGGCUCAGAUAUGUGAUGCAGAUGCCACUUUCCCGAGCUCUGUGCAGCCUAUCCUGCAUCUCUCUAGGUCUGUGGGGCCAUUGCUGGCUACUCGCUCAGAUCUCAGGGUUGGGUCUAGGAUCUGCCAUCGGAUGCAUGUUCCUCUCCCGGUCCAUGAUGGCUAUUCCUUUCAUACAUGUUAAUAUAUUUCAGCACAUAGGGCUUCCCAUGUUCUCCCCAACUCAAUGUCCUUGGCGGCUGAAAAUCAUGACUCGCUCUAUGCUGAAUUUGACUCGGAACCUGAUCCUGGACUGGACAUAUGGACAUUCGCUCAUCAGCUGCCACGUGGAGCACCACCUCUUCCCAAUGCUCUCGGAUCACAUGUGCCUGAAGAUGAAACCAUGGUAUCCAGUUUUCUGCGCACACACUAUCUCCCAUACCAGGAAGACACUUAUAUAUACCGUCUACAGCUGUUUCUGAGUAACUACAAUGAACUGAUGGUCCAGGCUCCCCCCAUUAUAUAGUUGGUGGAGCUUCAAUAAGAUGCCCACAAGGGCAGAAGAGAUUUCCUGAAUACUGAGUGCAAUUCAGCAAUGCCAGGACUAGGAAAGCAGAUGAACAUUACAACUUACAUAUUUUAGAAUUGUAUAGAACUUCUUUUCUAAUUGUAUUACCUACCAGACUGGUAGCAGAUGGUUUUGGUAAAUUGUAUAGCUAUACUGUGUAACUAUGUAAUAGAGAAGAAUAUUCAUUUAUUGGAUGAUAUAUUUGAGAUG